This is a messenger RNA of Rhopalosiphum maidis (corn leaf aphid), 570 nucleotides long. RefSeq names its product mitochondrial import inner membrane translocase subunit Tim23-like. Gene Ontology annotation, cellular component: mitochondrial inner membrane; TIM23 mitochondrial import inner membrane translocase complex. The transcript is spliced from 4 exons. Gene Ontology annotation, biological process: protein import into mitochondrial matrix. Lineage: Eukaryota; Metazoa; Arthropoda; Insecta; Hemiptera; Aphididae. The record is from RefSeq and is a predicted model, not a curated record. Bases 1 to 570 code for a protein of 189 amino acids. Gene Ontology annotation, molecular function: transmembrane protein transporter activity.
AUGGUAGAUAUAAAAGAGGAUGAUAAAGAUAAUAAAAAUGAAGUAUUGGUUACAUCACCAAACUACGGUCAACCAGUUCAGCCUCAUCAAUCGGAGUAUAUAUUUCUAGAAGGCGCUGGUUCCAAACAACGCGGACGUUUUGAAAUGUGUUACAUUGAAAUCGGUACAUGUUACACGAUAGGCGCUUCAAUCGGUAUUGCAAGAGGAAUACACAAUGGUAUGAAAAUUGUGGCGCGUGAUAAACUAACUCCUACAUAUAACAGAACACAGUUGAUAAAUAGCGUUUUAAAACAUGGAACUGAUAUAUCAAAUACAUUUGGAACGAUAAUGGUGUACUACAGUAUUUUCGGUAUAAUACUAGAGAAGACUCGAGGCGAUGAAAAUUAUAUCUGUAAUAAUAUUAUUGCUGGAACAGGCACGGGACUUUUAUAUAAAUCUACAAGUGGCCUUAGAAAUUGCGGCUUUGGUGGUCUGAUCGGCUUCGGUUUAACAAUGAUGUACAGUUUGAUUUCAUCGAGAGUUACAAUCAUUGAAAAUAUUAAAAAAGCCGUCAUCCAUUCAAAAAACUGA